This is a messenger RNA of Tetrahymena thermophila SB210, 2211 nucleotides long. RefSeq lists its product as hypothetical. The transcript has 2 exons. The record is from RefSeq and is a predicted model, not a curated record. NCBI's taxonomy places the organism in Eukaryota, Ciliophora, Oligohymenophorea, Hymenostomatida, Tetrahymenidae.
CGAAAAUAUUUUAGCGAAAUGAAUUCUUAAAAAAACUUAGACAAAAAAUUUUAGUUUAAUGAUUUUGUUAAAAGGAUAGGAAAUCAGGUUAAUGUAGCUAAUUUAUAAUUAAAUAUAAAAGAUUUCAAAAGUUACAAUGAUUUAGCAAAAGAAGAAAAUAAGCCUUUUUAGCCAAUUAGACCUAGAAUUGCGCUUAUAAGGGCAGAUAAGCAGUCAAGAAAAAAAAUAGAAUAAAGAUAUAAGGCUAAAAUCCAUGAAGUGUAAAAAAAACCAUACUAAAUAGUCUUUAAUCCUGAACAAGAAAAGGAAAAUAGAUAAGACAAAGAAGAGUGGAUGCUUGAUCUCUAGGAAAUAUAUGAUAAAAUACAUGAAGAACUCACAAAAAUAAUCAAAAGCCAGCAAUCUAAUUAAGCAAUUUUGAAUCCAGAAUAAUAAAAAAAAUUUAAGGAAGUCCUUGGACAUCAAAUGGAGGAAACUGAGGCUAUGAUGUCUAGACUUUAGAUGCCUGAUAAAAAAUCUUUGUAAUCUACAAGAGAAGGUUUGUUAAUAGCAAAAUAAUUUAGAUAGAGUCUUAAGGAUUUAUAUUCUAUUAUGGAGUGUGUCUAAAUUACAUAGAUAUAAAAACUAUUUGCCCAGGAUUUUGAUUUUUUAAAAAAGUUAAGAUAGCUAAGAAGCAAAUAGCUGCUAAAAGAAAUAAAAAAUAGUACUGAACGCCUUGAAAAAGUUCGUAUUGGAAAUAGCUUAGAUCAUCUAUUAUAGAAAUAAAAAUCAAAUUAUGAAAAGUAAAAGUUAGCAGAAAGGUCUAAAAUUCUAAAUGAGUAUUUGAAACUCAGGAAAAAAUAUCCCUACGAUGAUGACAUAAAAUUUGAAGAAUUGCAAUAUUUCAAAAAUGAUAAUGAAAGGUCUAUGGAAAUAUAAUAAAUUCUCUCUGAUUUUGAGAAGGCUGAAAAUGAAAUAAAAUAAAAAUAUAUAGAAAAAGAACAGUAAGAGAAAUAAGACCUAAAAGCCUCUCAGUAGGAUUUAAAGUAAAAACCUAACAAAUAAGAUUAAUAGAAAUAUUUAAAGAUGGAUUAAGAGAUUGUAUAAAAAAAUGAGUUUGCUUUAACUGCUGCUAGAUUCGAUAAUCAAAGAUAAAAGGUAGAAUAGAUUGUAGAAAAAGUUAAUAAUAUUCAAGGAGCUCAUGUAGACUUUGACCACAAAUACAAGAAUAUUAAUAGAUAUUUUGAAGAAAGAAAAUAACUGUCCUAACUCUAUUUAGGAGGUACUAGAUUGCAAAAAUUUUUGAAAGACUUUGAUGAGAAAUGCAAAUUGUUUGACUCAAAUUAAAACAGUAAAAAAAUAGAAAAUUUAGAAAGAGCCAAAAGUAUGGACUCAAUUAAUUUCUUUGAUAUUGAUUUCAAUCAAGAAAUAGAACCCAUAAAUAGUCCUACUUAAAAUAUAGCUCCUACCUAAUAAAAAAAAGAAAAUACCCUGCAAAAAGUAAUGAAAAUUAAUCAAGAAAUAUAAAUGAAAUUAAUGGAAGAAGAGCACGAAGAUAAAAUGAAUUAAAUUAAGAGACUAGGAGUAGAAUAAAAUUAAAAUUAUUGGGAUCAACUACUCGAGUAGUCAAAUAAACACAAAAAUUAAAAAAAUAAGCUCAAAAUAUAACCUAAAGCUCAGACUUCUCAUGGAGCAAGACCUGCUAAAAGAGAUUCUAACCUGCUUAGCAAUUUAGAUUUCAAAGAAAAAACAGAAUAAAAAAUAUAAAGCACAAAGAGUUUAUCACAUUUUUAUCUUACUGAGCCUCUAUUAAUACAAGAAAAAGAAAGACAGAUGUGGUUAGAAAAGCAGCAAAGAUUAAUUUUAAAUGCUCACCAUAAGAACCCUAUUCUAAACAUAGCAUUUUAGCAGAACAAACAAUUAAAAUACAAUCAAUAAAAUAAUUUUAGCACCGUACCUGUUAACAAUAUGAAUUUUCUUGUAAGACGUGAAUAAGCUAAAACAUCAGAAGUUAAAUACAGAAGCUAAAUUUAAUAAGACAGACAGCAAUAACAACCAAACAAAAACAAUGACGAUAAUUUUAGAAAUACAUUUUUCUAAAACUUUUAUUUAUUUCAAGACAGUACUACUACUACUCCUCACUCUUUCCUUUCAAAUACUAAUUACACAAUAAGAUAUCCUUCUACAGCAAAUUAAAAAGAAAGACCUAACAAGUGGGUUUAAAAUCCUUGA